ACCCCCUGAAAUCGAAAAAAACGGCACUCCUUCUGGCAAUGCUCUCCAUGCCCCCAGGUAUCACGAAAAUAAGUCUGGUGCUUUGUUCCAGUCUGUCAUGAUUUUCAAGUUUUGCAUUUUGCAUGCAAAAGUAAAGCGAAUCCAAAAAUAACUGGAUUGGGGCAUGCGCAUUUGAAAGGAACUUGAAACUACUCGCGUGAAACCACUCUGGGGUCUAGUGUUUCGCCGAUUUGCAGAAACGCUGAAACUGUUCGCGUGUCACUUUUAGCUCUAUCAAAUGCCUUCAAGCGACUGAACUAAGAGAAAUGGCAUCUCAAGGGAAAAUGCAAGAGCUUGAUGUGGACAGUAUACUUCCACUUGUUGGAGAAUUUUCUCGCUUUCAAUAUGUUCUAGAAGCCUUGCUAUGCAUUUCCAUUAUACCCCAAGCACUUCAAGAAUUCAUGAUGUAUUUUGCUGCGCACAACUCGCCAUGGCGUUGCACAUACAAUAGCACGGUUUGCACUUUUCCGCAGAAUAUGACAUUCAGCUUGGGUGAUUCACUGUAUGAAGAAAGAUGCAAAUUGGAGAGAAAAGAAUGGGAGUUUGUCUAUUCAAAAGAUUACUCAAUCAUGACUCAGUUUGACCUCUACUGCGACGGAGAAAUCUACGGGUACUUGACAACGUCGUUAUUUUUCAUUGGGUGGGCAGUUGGUGCUGUUGCUAUUGGCAUCGUAGCUGACAGGUUUGGUCGUCGGAAGGUCAUGUUUCCAUCUGUGGGUGUGAUAAUCAUUGUUGGGUUUCUCAGCACAUUUUCACCUAAUGUUUGGGUCUUCCUCACUACCAGAAUCAUUGUUGGUUUCUUCACACCAGGCACAGGCGUUCAAAUGUUCGUCGUGGCUUCUGAGUUCGUUGGUACAAGAUACAGACCACUUAGUGGAAUUAUUUUGUGGUCGUUUUAUGCUGUGUCGCUGAUUAUUCUCGGAGUACAGGCCUAUUUCAUUCGCGAAUGGAAAAAGCUCUACAUUAUAUCCACUGUCCCAUAUAUCUUUGUACUUGCUUUCGCCAAGUUCGUCCCAGAGUCAAUAAGAUGGUUAAACCUUAAUGGCCGCCAAGAGGAAGCAAUGAAACUACUGCGAAGAAUUGCAAAGUUCAAUAAGAAACAGCUGCCAGACAAUGUAACACUUAAAGCUCCAUGUACUGGUCCAAAAGUCAAAGCAAAUCCCAUUGAUCUCUUUGUUCCAACCAAAAUGGCUUUGCAGAGCUUAGUACAAAGCUAUGUCUGGGUGGUAAAUGGACUUGUCUAUUAUGGAGUUACGCUUGCCUCGGAUACACUCAGUGGAGCUAUGUACCAAGAUUUCAUCCUUACGUCAUUGGUGGAAUUUCCUGCCAUUGUCUUCGCCAUAUACUUUUGCAACGCUUUUGGCAGAAAAAAGACAGUCAUUAUCUCGUUAGCUACUGCCAGCAUUGCCUGUCUUCUCAUUCCAGCGAUACCUACUGAUCAAGGCAAAGGCUUAUCCAUAUUGCGGAUCCUUGUUGGAAUGAUUGGAAAAUGUGGCGUUGCUACAUCUUUUGACAGUUUAUAUACCUGGGCAGUUGAAAUUUACCCGACAGUCAUCAGAUCACAGGGGCUUGGACUUUUGCAAAUAGCAAGUCGAAUUGGAUCCGCAGGGGCACCAUGGAUUGCUUCCGGACUGAGGCCGGUACACGCCUCGUUGCCCUUCAUUGUCAUGGGAGGAAGCAGUUUGAUUGCCGUUGCUAUGUUGUUUUACUUGCCAGAGACCAAAGGGGUGAACAUUGCCGAAACGCUUGGAGACAAAGAUGGAGGCAAGGAAUUCACAGUUGAUUUCCAGAAAGAAGCAGACGGUGUCAGUGCCAAGGUUAACAUGGCCUACAACAAUGCUGAUGAGGAUUCGCGACUCUAAAACACUUUGAAGUCUUAGUAGCUGCCAAAGCUUCCAUCGGAAUUAAUAACUAUUUUACAAUCACAGAGGACUAUGCUUUAUUGAUGUUGUAUAUUUGAUGAUCUACUGUAAAUUGAAAUUCACUGUUGAAAACGAAUAAAUAUAUAUUUUGAUACAGCAUUGUUGCUUUGCUUUCUUUUAAAAUUCAAAUAAUCGUUUUAAUUUUAUGAGGUUUAUCAGUAACUGAGCUGGCACCAGAACAACAACUCAUGAACCAUAAUUAGUUAUUCUUAAAAAAUUUGGAUCGCAGCACCCGCAUAGCUUUAAACUUGCUACCUCUAACUAAAUUCGCCUUUAGUUUUGGACAAAAUGGCUUUCUUGACGCCUCCCGUCGGGUUUUGCUAUUGUUAAAAUUCAAAAGUACUUCGGCCAAAAUAUUUUAUAGCAGGAAGAAGGUAGAUUGGUUUCAAUGUAGUUUUUGUAUAAGUGGCCUUUAGAUUAUUCUCGCUCCCAAAAGAUUACGACCUUUUGAGUCACAUUUAAGCUUUUCGUCUGACACUUUUAAGAGUAUAAAACGUCAGAACAUAGAAUAAAACCCUAAGCUAGGAAAUAAAUAUUACCCAGUUGUGGAUCGAAAUAGGCCAAUCAGAAACGCGAGCAUUUGACUGUUGAGGUUCCCAAUCAGUGCUGCUUGCCUGUAAAAAAUGGAGUCCUAAAGUGCUAGAUGGAACGGCGGUUGGGCUUUGCCACUAAACCGAAGAAUGUUGCAACUAUAGUUCUUAGUAUAAUCUGGGUUUUCCAGCAAAUGCUGCCCGAUAACAGAAUCUCAUAAUUUAGUUGUAGUUUCUUCAAAUCUACAAGACCAAGGUGGCUGUUCUCUUUAGGGGUGGGUUUUUUUUAAUGCUAGAAGGGGCAUGCUGCUUUACUCUAUACCCCAAAUUUUUUGGUUGUGUAUCCUACGUAGCCAGAAUCACACUGGCUCGUAAACUCUUGAUAACGGAACCUUUUUUAGCUGCUUACGUCUACGGUUACGUUUAAGGUUACUUUUUCAGAGCCAUCAAUGAAAGCCCUCGCCCAGUUCCUUUGAAUUGAUUGAAGGACCUUUUUUGGUACCAUACGUAUACACGGAUUAACAGUGAAGAAACAUUUUGGAAUGGUCUAUUUGAUCUGACUUUCAAAUCACAAGGAGAAUUCGAUUGACAAAGUAGACAUUUUUCAAAUGUCCAACUUGGUGUCCAUGU
Molecule: messenger RNA, 3121 nt
Organism: Rhopilema esculentum
Lineage: Eukaryota; Metazoa; Cnidaria; Scyphozoa; Rhizostomeae; Rhizostomatidae
Product: solute carrier family 22 member 15-like
Biological process (GO): transmembrane transport
Cellular component (GO): membrane
Molecular function (GO): transmembrane transporter activity
Source: RefSeq, a predicted model, not a curated record